UGCUCAAGAAGCUUCGCGAGCCAUCAGCGCUCUCAAGAAAGGAGGGAAGAAGAGAAAGGUUGCGCGGAAAGAGGAGCCAAAAGCCCGCGAAAAAUAUCCAAAGAGAAGACGAUGGGUUUGCCCACGCGUCUUUCAGAGAAGGUGUCUCCGUGAUUCCCCCGACCACGUGCGACGUGAGGCCCCACCGGCGGUGACGGGGGAACGGGACGGGAGCUUCAAGAAGAAGGUGGCUGCAGAAAGCAAGCAAAUUCCGAUUCCCCGAGAAGAAUCCCAUCCGACGUAAAUCUGCUUUUGUUGCGCAAUGGACGCUUUGAUCCUUCCUUCUGCUUCUUUUCGCGAAGCGGAACGAAUUUUCCGUUCAUUAUCACCUUCUCCUCUUCCUUCAUCGUUCGCUCGCAGCAGCCCCAGAGUUGGCGCUCAUGGUGGCCGCCGUGGUUCGACGACGUUGAAGUCAGACAUAAUAUGUCCUGAUGAGAGACAAUUGAGCAUCAAUAAGAAGGUAUUCCACUUCAGGUGCAGUGCUGCUAACACUUACGACCAUCCAUCACAAGAAACUCUCCUAGAGGAAGAGAUUCCUCAAAUGUCUACGUCAUUGAACACUUCUCCUGGUCGUCCAGUUCCAUUAGGAGCAUCAACGGUUGAGAAUGGAAUAAAUUUUGCACUUUUUUCGCAACAUGCAAGAUCAGUCAUACUUUGCUUAUCUAUUGAACAAAGGAUGGACCUGGAUGAGAAGAACCUGAUGAUGACCGAGAUAGAAUUGGAUCCUUAUGUUAAUAAAACUGGAGAUGUGUGGCAUAUAUGUAUUGAGGAUUUGCCACGUCUUGGCGUUCUUUAUGGCUAUCGUGUUGAUGGGCCCAAAGGGAAGCAGCAAGGCCAUCGUUUUGACAGCAGUGUUGUCCUUAUCGAUCCUUAUGCAAAAUUAGUUGAUGGCCGCAGAUUCUUCGGGGAUGCCUCAAAAAAGAUGCCCAAGUUUCUUGGAACUUUUGAUUUUGAAUCUUUGCCAUUUGAUUGGGGAGAAGAGUAUAGGCCCCCAAACAUACCAGAGAAGGAUCUCAUUAUCUAUGAGAUGAAUGUUCGGGCAUUUACUGCCGAUGCAUCCAGUGGAUUAGGUCCACAUAUACGUGGAAGCUACUUGGGUGUCAUUGAAAAGAUUCCACAUCUUUUGGAGCUUGGUGUUAAUGCUGUGGAAUUGCUACCGGUUUUUGAGUUUGAUGAAUUUGAGUUUCAGCGGCACCCAAAUCCUAGAGAUCACAUGAUAAAUUCAUGGGGCUAUUCCACUAUGAAUUUUUUCUCCCCAAUGAGCCGAUAUGCUAGUGCUGGUGGAGGCCCUUUUGCUGCAGCACUUGAGUUCAAGAAAAUGGUCAAGGCCUUGCAUAAUGCUGGGAUUGAGGUUAUUCUGGAUGUUGUUUAUAAUCAUACAAAUGAAGCUGGUGAUGAGCACCCUUACACAACUUCAUUUCGUGGCAUAGAUAAUAAGGUUUAUUACAUGGUGGAUGUUAAUAAUGGUGGUCAGUUGCUUAAUCUAUCUGGAUGUGGAAACACAUUCAACUGCAAUCACCAAGUUGUCAUGGAGCUCAUACUUGAAAGUUUGAGACACUGGGUGAAUGAAUAUCAUGUGGAUGGUUUCCGUUUUGAUCUAGCAAGUAUUCUGUGCCGAGGCACAGAUGGCACUCCACUAGAUUCACCUCCUAUAGUCAAGGCAAUUGCUAAAGACAGUGUCUUGUCAAGGUGCAAAAUAAUUGCUGAACCAUGGGACUGUGGCGGACUUUAUCUUGUUGGAAGUUUCCCUAAUUGGGAUAGAUCAAGAUAUGUGGAUCACAAAAAAUCAAUGUUAAUGCAAUACUUGAUGUGGCCGAUUACAGAACUACUCAAAAUAAGAAGGAAAAGAUGGGCAGAAUGGAAUGGAAAAUAUCGUGAUGAUGUGAGAAGAUUUAUUAAGGGUGACUCUGGCAUGAAGGGAAAAUUCGCAACCCGUAUAUCAGGCUCUUCGGAUCUGUAUCAGAUUAAUAAGCGUAAACCUUAUCACAGUAUCAACUUUGUGAUUGCACAUGAUGGGUUCACACUUUAUGACCUUGUUUCCUACAAUUCAAAGCAUAACGAGGCAAAUGGAGAAGGUGGACUUGAUGGAACCAAUGACAAUUUUAGUUGGAAUUGUGGCUGUGAAGGUGAAACUAAGGAUCCUUCUAUUAAUUCAUUGCGUUCACGGCAAAUGAAGAAUUUCCAUUUGGCUUUAAUGGUAUCCCAGGGCACACCAAUGAUACUAAUGGGAGAUGAAUAUGGUCAUACUCGCUAUGGAAAUAACAACAGCUAUGGGCAUGAUACUCUUAUGAACCAUUUCCAAUGGGAUAAGCUAGAGUCAAGAAAGGAGAGUCAUUUUCGGUUCUUCUCAGAAGUGAUAAAAUUUCGUCAAGAUCAUCACCUUUUGGGACGUGAGAAUUUUCUUACCAAGAAUGAUAUUACUUGGCAUGAAGAUAACUGGGACAACCAUGACAGCAAGUUUCUUGCUUUCACGCUACAUCAUCCACGUACUGGAGGCGACAUAUACGUGGCAUUUAAUGCACACCAUUAUUUUGUGACUGCUGCCAUCCCUUCGCCGCCUCAUAAGAGGAAAUGGUUCCGCGUGGUUGAUACCAACCUUCCAGCUCCUGAUGACUUUGUUCGCGACGGUGUUCCUGGCGUCAAAGCAACUUACAAUGUCGCACCAUACUCCUCCAUCCUUCUUAUUGCAAAGUCUUAAAAAGCACUAUUGCUUGCACGUGAUAUGGGCUUACGAUGUCCCCACUUCUUCGGUAUACAUUCUAUUGCGGGCUGCCAUACUAGUACGUAUCAAAGGCAACAUUUUAUACAUGAAAAGCAAAGGAUAUGCCUAUGUAUUCUGUUAGAUCAAUUGGUUCAUAAAGGACAUGGUUUCAGAAU
Molecule: messenger RNA, 2916 nt
Organism: Nymphaea colorata (pocket water lily)
Lineage: Eukaryota; Viridiplantae; Streptophyta; Magnoliopsida; Nymphaeales; Nymphaeaceae
Product: isoamylase 3, chloroplastic
Exons: 25
Coding region: 302-2737 (811 amino acids)
Biological process (GO): carbohydrate metabolic process
Molecular function (GO): hydrolase activity, hydrolyzing O-glycosyl compounds
Source: RefSeq, a predicted model, not a curated record